This is a messenger RNA of Globicephala melas (long-finned pilot whale), 8016 nucleotides long. NCBI's taxonomy places the organism in Eukaryota, Metazoa, Chordata, Mammalia, Artiodactyla, Delphinidae. The record is from RefSeq and is a predicted model, not a curated record.
CCGGCCUUGGGGUUACUUCCUCUUUCGUGAACGCGGCUUAAGUCUCUCACGCGUUGACAGUUUUUUAAAAUCCUUACACCUAUCUCGAGGGAAUUUUUGUUUUUAAUGCCGUCAUCAACUACCUGAAAUUUGAAUCGUUUUGCUUUCCCAUCACCGUGGAACCUUGCCUUUCACUCUGAGGUACGUGUCUCCGAAGAGUUGGCACCCGUCCGUGGUGCAGGUCUCGCGAGAAGGCGACAUCUCUCGCGUUACUUCCUUGUUUCCAGAAUCCUUAGCGCGAAGUGGGAAAACACUUACUUAGCUCAGCUUUUUAUGAUCACUGCGGUUUCUUCAGUGGCUUCCCUGUUGGUUCUCCGUGACAAAUGGCGGCUUCGGAACAGCCGCUGCCGUUGUCGAGAGGAUGUCAGAGCUCUGCUUCGCUUUCUCCGCCGCGGGGCGACCGAACCCUUCUAGUGAGGCACCUGCCAGCCGAGCUGACUGCUGAGGAGAAAGAGGACUUACUGAAGUAUUUCGGGGCGCAGUCCGUGCGCAUCCUGUCCGAUAAGGGGCGACUGAAACAUACAGCUUUUGCUACUUUCCCUAAUGAAAAAGCAGCUAUAAAGGCAUUGACAAGACUUCAUCAACUGAAGCUUUUAGGUCAUACUUUAGUUGUUGAAUUUGCAAAAGAGCAAGAUCAGGUUCAUUCACCAUGUCCUUCUUCAAGCACUGAAAAAAAGAAAAGGUCUGAUGAUACUGUGGAAGAUGAUAAAGAAAAGAAAGAACUUGAUUGUUUAACCAUAGAAAAUGGAAUUGCACCAAACCAUGGGCUGACUUUUCCUCUAAAUUCAUGCCUCAAGUAUAUGUACCCACCACCUUCAAGCACAAUUCUAGCAAACAUAGUAAAUGCUUUGGCAAGUGUGCCUAAGUUCUACGUACAGGUGCUUCAUCUUAUGAAUAAAAUGAAUUUGCCCACACCUUUUGGACCAAUUACUGCAAGGCCUCCCAUGUAUGAGGACUAUAUGCCACUACAUGCUCCUCUUCCACCUGCAUCUCCUCAGCCACCGGAGGAACCUCCUUUGCCAGAUGAGGAUGAGGAAUUAUCUAGUAAAGAAUCAGAAUAUGAAAGCAGUGAUGAUGAAGACCGUCAAAGAAUGACCAAACUAAUGGAACUAGCAAAUCUUCAGCCCAAAAGACCAAAAACAAUAAAGCAGCACCACGUGAGAAAAAAGAGAAAAAUAAAGGAUAUGUUGAAUAUACCAUCAUCUGCUUCACACGGUUUACAUCCAGUGUUGUUACCUUCGGAUGUAUUUGACCAACCACAACCUGUAGGUAAUAAAAAAAUUGAAUUCCAUAUAUCUACCGACAUGUCAGCUGCAUUUAAGAAAGAUUUAGAAAAAGAACAAAAUUGUGAAGAACAAAAUUUUGACUUACCUGCUUCUGAAGUUGAUGCAUCCAAUAUAGGAUUUGGAAAAAUCUUCCCAAAACCAAAUUUGAGCAUCGCAGAGGAGAUUAAAGAAGACUCUGAUGAAAUGCCAUCAGAAUGUAUUUCUAGAAGGGAGUUGGAAAAGGGCAGAAUUUCUAGAGAAGAAAUGGAAACACUUUCAGUUUUUAGAAGUUAUGAACCUGGUGAACCAAACUGUAGAAUUUAUGUAAAGAAUUUAGCUAAACAAGUUCAAGAAAAGGACCUUAAAUUUAUUUUUGGAAGAUACGUUGACUUUUCGUCAGAAACACAACGCAUAAUGUUUGAUAUACGCUUGAUGAAAGAAGGUCGCAUGAAAGGACAAGCUUUCAUUGGACUUCCAAAUGAAAAAGCAGCAGCAAAAGCAUUAAAGGAAGCUAAUGGAUACAUUCUUUUUGGAAAACCUAUGGUGGUUCAGUUUGCUCGAUCUGCUAGACCAAAACAAGAUUCUAAAGAAGGAAAAAGAAAGUGUUAAAAAUUAGUAAAGAAGCAUUCCUGCGUAAAUACUGCUGUAAUACUGUCAUACAAAGUGUAUCCUUUCUUGUCGUAUCCUUUUUGGGGCAGUGUUUUUUUGAUUUUCCUGCAAAUGUUUUGUCUCUCCCCAACCCAUUGAUCCAGUUUAAGCAGUAAUUUUUUUACAAUGUAUUGAAAUGAAGUAUUUUAAAAAUUACCUGUGUUGAUUGAACAAAUCUUUUAUGUGGUUUUUAGAUUUCUUGCUUAAUUUUCUGUGCUAUCCUUUAGGUUAUGUAGUUUUCCCAGGGAAAGUUAGUGAAUCAGGUCAGCUUUUUACUUGGACAGUGUAUACAUUUGCUUUAACACAAAUUUUAUUCUUGUUUCUUCUAUUUUGUAUUUUCUAAACCUAAUUCAGUAACAUAUGUUUUCUUUUUCAUGAUGUAUCUGGUUUAGGUGUUCUAUAUAUAUAAUGUGUUGUAAAAUUUGAUUGGGUUUUUUUUUUCCUAUUGAAAAGUACAUUUGUUAAAAAUUUAAAUAACUAGAUUUCAAUGUAAAUUCCAAAUAAGAGUAGCAGACCUUACAUCUGAGGUUUUAUUAUUGAGAUAGCAAGUAGAAGUAUCUUUUUUCCUCUUUCUUUUUCUAAGCAAAGUAAAACAAAAGGAAUAAGAAAAGAGUAACAGAAAGGAGAAUACAUAAUGUUGACUCAGGGUAGCUCAAUAAGUGGAAAGAAAAAUUCUGGUAGGUAUGUAAGAGGAGACUAGUUGAUAACCAGAACCACCCAAACAGUGGUUCUCAGUUUUAGCUGCAUACUGGAAUGACUUGUGGAACUUUUUCAAAAAAUACUGACUAAAGAAAACUAUAAUAAUAAACUAAAAAAUAUACAGAUGCCUGGGUUUCUCCCCCAGAGUUUUGAUUCAGUGGUCUGGAUUGCAGCAUACAUAUUAGGAUUUUCAGCUUUCCCAAAGUAUUGGUUCUAAUGUGCAACCAAGGUUGAGAACUACUGAGGAUGGAUUUUUACACAUAAAGAUUCCUGGACUCUGCCCUAGAGCUAAUAAAUCAGAAUCUCUGGAAUUGGGACCAAGAAUCUAAUUUAAAAAGGUCCCUUAGUAGUUCUAAGGACUGACCAGUUUGGAUUCUACUUGUUAGAUUAAAAUGUCAAGGUGGAUCCGAGACACCAACCUAACCAUCUAAACUUUUAUAAGUAGGAAAAUAAAGCACUGGAGGCUUUACAUUUCUUUCUUGCAAAUCCUGCUAUAAAUAGUACUAUGAAACCAAUGAAAAAUUCUGUUAAUCAUUGUCACUCUGAGUACAAAAAGUUAAGAGAUACUGAAAUUGCUGUUACUUUUUUCUAUUGGCACAGUUAAAAUGUUUUAUUUUUUAAUGUUAUAAAUCAGUUUCUGUGUAAGCUGUUUAUUUAGACAACUAAAAUUUUGUACUGACAUGAUUCACUAAUUUUCUAAAUAUAAAUGUUUUAGCUUUUAGUUAUUUUAAAACUAGUGAACUGUUUUAUAAUCGUGAUUACUUUUAAUGAAUUUCUAUGGUAUUUUAGGUUCCAUUUGAAUUUUUCAUAUAUCUCAAGUGCUUUCCAACUCUGUGGAGACGAAAUUGACCACCUGGACUAUGGAACUGUGCGUAACAGCUUUUAAAGUGUAUUUAAAAAUUAAAACUAUAUGCAUUUAAAUCAGUUUAUUAGAGAUAUAUCACAUGUAUUUUAAUCAUCUUCCUCAUAUAUAAUAAAUCAUUUUCUUUCCAAUAAAAUAAUCUUAAUUUUUCUUUAUGUUUUAUACAUCAAAGAAAGUAUAAUUUGAUAAUUACAUCAAUUUUUUAUUAAGUGGCUUUAUAUUAAAUAUAAAUUUUCUUUUAUGAUUACAAAUAUUGCCCUUUUUUUCAUUCUUACCUGGAUACUGAUGCACUUAACAUUUUUUUUUUAUAGUAAUCUUAUUUCUUGUAAUUAUUCUAGGAGUGGUUUUGAUUGGCUAUGAGUUUUGAUGAUUCUUUUUGUUGUUGAUUUUGUUUUUGUGUUUUUUUAGUAGUGGGGGAUUUUUCACAGUUUAGGGAAUUUGUAUCCUUGCCCUAACUUAGUCUUCCAGUUUUGUGUCCCCCGAUCUAUCAGAAUGUCACUCAGUGGUGUAAAUGUUUCUCAUAUAAAAUUAUUCUGUUCCCUUAGUGAAAUUAAUUUUAGCUCUCUGUUAAGUAUGAAACUUUGAUAUGUUUUAUUUAAUUUGCUCUGAUUGAUACUCUCCUGUGAGUAUGUAAUAACAGUUUUACCUUAGAGUCACAUCUUUGUUGGAAUGAUGUUGUGAAUCAUAGCUUCUUCCCUUUUACUCAUAGCUUUGUGAAAUAAGGCAAAUGAGAAACUUAAAGAUAGGAAUUAGAAGAAUGAGAAUGUGAACCCUGGAACAUAUUAACAUUUAGAUGUCAAGUGGUAAGAAAACAUCAAAGAAGAAUGACUAGGAAUAGGUAGAGCCAAAUGAAGAAAAAAAUCUCAACUAGGAAGGAAUGAUUAAACAUGUCAGGUCUGUUAAUGAUGCAAGAAAGAUGAGUUCUGAAGACAACUCUAUAAAGUCUUACUCUCUAGGGAAGUAGAGAAAGGGUCUGUUAUUAUAGGGGGGUGUGGUAUCAAGGUUUUUGUUUUUAUUUUAUUUUAUAAAGAUUGAAGAUAUAGCAGAUUUAUGUGUUAAUAGGACUAAGCUAGUAGAGAACAUGAUGGAAGAAGGAGAGGAAUAUUGCUGGAGCCAUAGAUGUGGUGUACAAAUAGAAGGGUUAGUUUUAAAGAUGGGUGUGUAAACAGCUCAUUAAUAGCAGUGGAAGGAAGGACAGAUUAUGUAUGUCUAGGUAUUUGCAUUUUAGUACAUAUAGUGGGAGCAUAUAAAAGUUUUGUUACAUUUUGUCAGUGAAAUAGGAAGCAAGGUCAUGAAGUAGAGGGAAGAAGUGUUGGGGAAAAAUGGAUUGAGGAAAGAAAAGAAGAUGUAAAAUAGAUGUUUAGGAAAAUGAGAGAAUGACUAGACUCUUAGAAGAAUUGCUAGACGUUACUUAAAAUGCAUACUUGAAGUCCAUGGUUAUUAAUUUAAGUGAGAUCAGUCAACAUGGUUUUGUGUUUUUCUCCAGUUAAGUUUAGCCUUGGUCCUAUCAUUGAGUAGACACAGAGUCAAAUGAUUAAAGUUGGAAUUUUCCCAGGUGAAUACAACAAAAAGGGAGAAAGGGAAGUGUGUUGCUAUAAUCAAGAGAAUGAUGAUGAAGGAGGGAUAUGGAAAGUAAUCUGGUAAUGAACAAAUUAAUAAAAGGAAGGAGUUUGAGGCACAGUGGAGAAAUGGUAUGAUCCAUUGAGAUUGCAGUGUGGUUGAGGAUGAGCAAAUUAAUGAGCAAAUUAAUAAUGAGCAAAUUAAUAAAAGGAAGAAGUUUGAGGCACAGUGGAGAAAUGGUAUGAUCCAUUGAGAUUGCAGUGUGGUUGAGGAUGUGUUGUAGUUAAUUUCUAGAGGUAGGAAAUUUGGGAGGUUGAAAUAAGAGAAAGGGACUGAAAUUGACAGUAUUAGAGUGCAGUAAUUAGUGACUAAGUUCACAUUCUAGAACGUGAACAUGGUAGUUGAAUGCAAGUGGGGUCAUGGAAAGAGAUGAAUUGAAGAAAUUGAGAAACUCAGGUAUUGAAAGGAUCAUCUAAGUGGAUUUUGAAAUUAUCAAAAAUUACGACAGGAGUAGUGAAUCAAAAGCUAAAAAAAUUAUUCCUUAGAACAUUUAGAUCUGUCAGGUAUGCCAAAAACUAAUAUUUUUAAAAAUCAACCUAAAUAAAACUCUGGAGUCCCUAUCCUUCCACAGUGACAGGAAUUUCAGCCUAACUAGUUUACUGAGAAAUAGUGUAUUAAAGUGGUUUUACAGGUAUAGGUUCUAAAUUCAAAUCUUGUGUGUAUAGCUUAAUUGCUUUAUGGCGUUGGGCAAGUUCUGUACCUUUUUUUCCGUUUCCAUGCGGAUAGUAAAAAUACCUACCUCAGGGUUGUUGUAAAGAUGAUCAGAUGAAUAUAAAAUACUUAACCCUGGUGUGUAUAUAUAUAUAUAUAUAUAAAAAAUACAUAUAUAAAAUCUGGUAUUUAUAUUUCAUAUAAUAUAUAUAUAAAAUCUGGUAUUUAUAUAUUAUAUAUAUAAUCAAGUUUUCAAUAAACAUUAGCUGUCAUGGUGGUGGUUGUGGUGGUUCUCAACUCACCUGGUCCUGAAGGUGAUGUAAAAAUUCCGAGGUCUUAGAUAAAACUUUAGUCAUCUUUCCACCAUGAUCAUCACUGAGAUGCCCAGAUUCUUCCUUGCCACACUUAGGGAGCAUGAGACUAUUUUGAUAAGUUUAGGAUCUUUGGUGUCUAUGAAUUAACCUUUUUAUGGAUAACGCACAUUCCAACCCCAUGACUACUUCAUAAACUGAGCAUGUGCCUCAAGUAAGUAAAAUUAGAAAGAUUUCUAGGACUUGUACAGAAACUGCCCCCAACCCAUGAGUUUUUUAAAAAGUCAUCAUGGAAUUGGAGAAUUACUUAUAAUUUGAUCCCACAGCAAAAGCCCUAAUAGCUAGUCUGUCAUUGAAUUUUUCAGUUACUUUAAACAGUAAGUACCUUUUUCUUUUUGCUGGAGGGAUUUGGCACACUGGUCAAGUGUGGGUCAAAUAUGUCACCUCUGAGGUGAGAAGUGAAGUUUCAUAUAAACCACAUGAAAGGAGAGUUGGGAAUGACUUGUUCUCUAAAGGAAAAGCAAAGCACUGUGAAAUCAAAAGAGAAACUUAGGUAUUAGGCAGGCAAAAGCAAAUGUUUUACUACAAUAUACAGUAUAUAAAACUCUUACUGCCGUGUGGUUGUUUUCCAUUUAUGCCUUUUACAAUGGCAGGGACUAGUGUAUAGGGAGGGAGGCUCCUAGGGUGUAAAAUUUCAGGAGGCAUAUGCUCUCAGAGUAACUUCACCCUAGUCAUGAACAGCAUCAGCAUAAUCCUGAUUAGGUAAAUCACCAAAUAAAAAGUAGUAGCAUACAAGUUGCUGUUUUAGAGGAUUUGGAAGGUAUUUUCUGUUCAAAUGAGACUCCUUCAAAAAUCAAUGUUGAGAGAGAUUAAGUCUUUGAAAGGAAGUAAGGGAAAGGAAUCAAUACCUAUUAAGUAUCCAAAAUUCAAAAAGCAUAGUACUGAAUGCUUAGGUAUAGUAAUUUGAUCUUUACCACCCUGUAAGAAGAGAACACUUGCCUUUGUGAGUAAUGGAGAAGUUUAAUAAAAUUAGUAAGAUACUUUGUUACAUUUAAUUUCCUUUACUAAUGCAUGUAAAAUGAAAAAGAGACUUCAGUAGGACUGUUCAGUAGAUGAGAGCUAACUACAUGUGUUAGGCACAUAAAAGAUAGAACUGAUGAUUCUCAGAAAUAGAAUUCCCACCCCAAGAACUUAAACUACUAUAUAUUCUACUCUGGCAUUUCCUGAAAGCAAACUGUAGUAGAGAUACAGCAGUCACACAAAGGCCAGUAUAGGGAAUCUAAAAUAAACAACAAAGACUCACCGAAUAUGGAAAAAGUACCAGGAAAGAGAGAUCCUUUACAUAGUAAGCAUAAGCUUUAAUGCCAUGGGGAAAAACUGGGAGAUCAAAUGAGGUAUCUAUGAUUUAAUAUACAAAGAUUUAAAGGGAUUAUAUUCUUUUAAAAAUAUAUGUGUAUAUUUAUACAUAUCAGAAAUGAGUAAAAGGUAUUUGACUACACAGGAAAUUUUAUUUUUUUAAGUUAUGGUAUAGUAUCAAUAUACCACUUUUAUACUACUUAUAUACCAGGAUCUUUGAAAAUCUAAGAAUUCCAGAAGAAAAUCUGAGUAACUGAUUAAUUUCUUUAUUGUUUAAACCUUUUCAGAGCUUAAUAAGAUACACAAAAUAUUAUCUAUUAUUUAUGAAGACUGACUAUCUUGCUAUGGAAGAAAAAGGUGGAAGGGAAAGAGAUUGAAGUUUGGGUAGUUCUGUAUAUAUUGGAUUUUUCUUUAAAAAAGAUAUCUGAAGACUAUUUUGUCUAAAUGUUAACAUCUGUUAAACCUGGGGCUUGGGAUAUGGGGUCUGUUAUAUUUUUUUUACACUUUUCUGUAUGACAAAUAUAUCACAUCUUAAAUGAAAAAUAAAAUAGUCAAACACCUCUAA